Molecule: messenger RNA, 5438 nt
Organism: Python bivittatus (Burmese python)
Lineage: Eukaryota; Metazoa; Chordata; Lepidosauria; Squamata; Pythonidae
Gene: TMEM120A
Product: transmembrane protein 120A
Biological process (GO): fat cell differentiation
Cellular component (GO): membrane
Source: RefSeq, a predicted model, not a curated record
CCCCCUCCACUCCGCCCCCGCUCUGCGGGAGGACGCGUCGGAGUGUCUGCCCGUCUCUCACACCGUCGCCAUGAGCCGCCGGGCCUCGGUCACCGAGUGCCUCCGGGACUGGGAGGAGCUGCAGGACGGCUUCCAGCGCGUGCAGGAAACUCACAAGCUAUACAAACAGAAGCUGGAGGAGCUGACAAAGCUCCAAGAUGGCAUCUCCAGUUCCAUCUCACGACAGAAGAAGCAACUGAAAGAACUCUCUCUGGCUCUUAAGAAGUGCAAGUCUUCUCUUCCUGACCAGGAGCAGAAGGAGGAUGCCCUCAAGGAAAUCCAGAAUAUGAUCAAAGAGAGACAGAACGCUUUUUUUGAAAUGGAGGCCUACUUGCCAAAGAAGAAUGGGUUGUACCUGAGUCUCGUGUUGGGGAAUGUGAAUGUCACUCUGCUGAGCAAACAAGCCAAGUUUGCUUAUAAGGAUGAGUACGAGAAGUUCAAGCUCUACCUCACCAUCAUUUUGCUCAUUGUCUCCUUCACCUGCCGCUUCCUCCUUAACUCCAGGGUAACUGAUGCUGUCUUCAAUUUUCUCCUGGUCUGGUAUUACUGCACGCUGACCAUUCGGGAGAGCAUCUUGAUCAACAACGGUUCUAAGAUUAAAGGCUGGUGGGUGUUUCAUCACUACAUUUCCACCUUCCUCUCAGGUGUCAUGCUGACUUGGCCAGAUGGCCUUAUGUACCAGAAGUUCAGAAACCAGUUCCUCACGUUCUCUAUGUAUCAGAGCUUUGUCCAGUUUCUACAAUAUUAUUAUCAGAGUGGUUGCCUGUACCGGUUGAGAGCUUUGGGUGAACGACACACCAUGGAUCUCACUGUGGAGGGUUUCCAGUCAUGGAUGUGGAGAGGCCUCACUUUCCUGCUUCCUUUCCUCUUCUUCGGCCAAUUCUGGCAACUGUUCAAUGCCAUCACACUCUUCCAGCUGGCCAGGCAUCCAGAAUGCAAAGAAUGGCAGGUCCUGAUGUGCGCCCUCCCCUUCCUCACCCUCUUUAUUGGCAACUUCUUCACGACAUUGCGAGUUGUUCACCAGAAAUUCCAGGAUAAGGCCAAGACGGAAUGAGCUUCAAGUGCCUGUCCCCCUUCCCGGCUAUCCUGCCAUCUCACUGUUGGAGGGAGCACUAGCAUUCUGCUGACCGAACGAUCUACGUCUACAGCACACUGGGCAUUUCUCUCCUCUUCCUGCCCUCCCUGUGAUUCUCUUGCAAACAGAUGUAAAUGAAGCCAGGUGUGAAUAGUGCUUCUGCCGCCAGCCUGAGACCUUCCUGCUGCCAAAAGGAACUCUUGGACUUCAUCAGGUGUGAGAUUCAAGGAUUAGGGUAAAGUACUAUAUGAGGAAUUCAAGUGACUCUUGGAUACAACUCCCAGCUGACACCUGCAUGACGUUUGUACCUUUCCCCCAAAGCAGGGGCCUGCUAAUUCCCAGAGCCUGUCUACCCAAACUGAGUCACAGGAAAAGGAAGGGAGCAGGUUAAACCUGGCCGUCUCAUGUUUAGUACGGAGGAUAUUAACUGUAUUACUGGAGGCAGAUUAUACGGGCAAUGAAUGUUGUCAGCAUCAUCCUGAGGCAUCAUUCCUCCUGGGUUGGUUCUUUCCUCCCCAUCUCCAGAAAUGUUACCCUAUUCUAGAUUUCUUCCUCCUUAUGAGUGGGUGGAGGGGACAGUUCCCCAGCUAUGCUUUCAAUACAGAGCCUGCUUUCCUUCCUCAGUGUAUAUUUUCUGACAAGUCUGACAUGAUAACCAGGGGCUGGCAGAUUACUUUCCACCCCCUCAUUGCAAUUCUCCUCCUGGAGUUGCCUUCUCAGCUCUAGAGCGGCCAAAGACCCAAUGCUCCUGCUCCUCUGCUCUUUUUUGGAACAUGGAUUCACGAGCACCUAAGGACUGCAUCUUGCCAGAAAAGCUGAAGGAUAAAAACCUUUAUUUAACAAUAGUUGGACCAGCAGCAGCAGCAGCAGCAUUUGGCCUCCUCCGAUCUCAGUCCAUAUUGUCAUUUGUGUGUCUUAAAUGUGUAAUGGUUCUAAAGCUGGAAAAAGCUGGCCUACAUCCAAACAUGCAUCGUUGUCUUUAAAAAUGUAUUCUUGUCAUAUUAAGGAAAAAAGGUUGGAAAAUAAAGAAAAUGGAGAAGCCUGGAUCCCUGGCCUUUUUAGGCAAGGGAAAUAGUACUGUAUUAGGAAUUUAAAACUCUGGAAUCUCAAGGAUGUAACUGUUGAGUCUUAACUAUAGUACAUAGAUUCACUUUGUACAAUGCUGGGUUCUGUUAGGAGGGGACUGUACACCAUCAUGCAUCUCAGGCUACAACCCCGUUUUAGGACCGCUGCUGAAUCCCACUAAAAACUUAGUUUAGCGUUCUGCUCCUAGAAUGACCAGCCAGAUGCCACAAGUUGUGAACCUCAGCAAAUGGGAUCCAAAGGGUUCAUACCCUUUUCAAGGGAACUUGAUAAACUCACUGGAACCAAUUAGAUUGAAAACACAUUUGAAGAAAGUGUGAAUCCAAAACUUUUAUUAUUCUGAAUGCAAAGCAUAUCUUUUACUCAAUAAGUGAUUUGGUGCUUGAAUGAAAGGGCUCCUGCAUUGGAGUUGCCUGAACUUUUGGUCUCUUCAUCCAUUCUCCCGAUCUGUCCUAAAUGGUGGCAGGUCAUUAUCAAGAAGGCACCUGAACCUUACUCAAGUGUGGUCAUUCAGAAGAACAUGAAAGGUUGAACUUAACAUAACUGUGAGUUAACACCAAUUACUAUUUCUGUAUUUUCUUACGAGACAGAUCCACAUAGCCAGUUGUAGCAGUCUAGUGUGGAAUUAACACAGCAGAAAUAGUUAGGUUAAUCUAUUCUUGUUUAGGGCUACAGUGGCACAUAAGCAAGAGUUGUAAGAGUCAGACUUGGCCAUAGCUAUAACCAGUAUCACUCCAAGAGAGCAAUGAAUCUAGGAACUCCUCUGUGAUAUUCUCAUGUGUUCCUGAAUAUCCCCAUGAAUGUCCUCUUGCAUCCUAUCCACCAUCCCCUCAUUGUCUCAGUCCAGCCUUCCUCAUCUCUCUUACAAUUGUGCAUACACUUAACAGCUUUCCUGAGAUUCUUGAGAAGUAGAAGAGCUGAACAGCAUCAACCUAUCAACGGCAACAUUGUCCAAAGCACCAGAAUUCCUUUCAGCAGUUUUGUAUGGAUAUUUUUAAGCAAUGUCAUGGUUUUUCCCUCUCCCUUGAAAAACAGAAAUUGCAAAUUCCAUAUUGCAGUUUUGCUGUUUGAUCCCUCUCUUCUGUGCAAUGUGUAGAUAUAGAGAAAUGUGGUACAAGACAAACCAAGUUUAAGCGUACAGAUUGUCCUUGUAGUAGUCUUACUCUCUAUAUGGCUGCUCAUCUACCGGAAAGAACUCUGGGCAGCAGACAAGAAUCAAAACCACAAUAUAAUUAAAACAUUUAAAACAAUACUGAGGCCCUGAUUAGACACGCAUCCCUCAGUUAACUAUACCAUGCUGGUUCCAUCAACCCCCCAGCCCCAAUGCCCAAGGCCAGAGUUGAGGCCAUCUGUAUCUCUGAGGAUGGCAGGGGGAGGCUGCUCCAUAAGGCAAGUGCCAUGACAGAGAAGAUACAGAGAAGACUGCUAUGGCAGUCUUUCCCAUAGACUGACUUCCAGAUGUGCUGGGUUACAGCAGCCAUCACGGAACUAGAUCAUUGGGCAUGUAGGCUGAGGAUGAUUAGCACUUUAGCCAAACCAUGCAGAGACCAGCUAGUUAGGUGAAGCUGCACUGCAAUGAAUGUUACAGAAUGAAGAGGGGGAAGCUUACUGUAUGCAAUGGAGGAAUUAGUUCUGAUAUUAUUUUUAAAACUACUACAUGGAGGAUAAAUACAGAAUUCCCUUUCCACAUUCUUUAGUCACUGAUCGCCAUCACAUUUGCAGGUAAUGGCACAUAAAAUUGGGGAAAAAACCACAAGUGAUUGGAAGAUCUCACUGAAUCCUCCUUCAGCCCUUGAAAUCAUCACAAACCUCAACAGCUCAUCCCUUGAUCCAUCCAUGGGGCUGCCACUGGAGACAACCUGGAAGCUGCAGCUAGUGUAAAAAGCAGCAGAAAGGGAUGGAUAAGACAGCCCAGCCAAUACAAAAUUACACCUACAAUGCAGAAACUGCAUUGGUUGUCAGUUCCAGGCCCAGUUCAAAGUAGUUACCUCUAAAGCCCUAAGUUGCCAGCCCAGGACAGAACUGCUGGAAGUUUAAGAGCCCCCACCUGGUGGAAUAUUCUCCCCACACACAGGCCCCACCUUGCUGCCAUUCGAUGCACAAGUUAAGCUAUUUGAUUUCAAUGUACUUUUGGUCCCAAUUGUGAGUGCCUAUCCUGGGUUUUAUUUGGAGUUUUUAUCUUUGCUUUUCUUUGUGGUUAUUGUUUGUUCUUGAUACUCAUUUGGAUUUAGUUAUUUAUGGCUAUGUUGUUGGUGAUGAUGGUUUCUUUAAUGUUGAGUCCUCUGGGACUGGGAGGUUUAUACUGUAAAAUAAAUAAAAUAGCAAGAAAGGUAAAACAUAGUACUGAAGAGAAAAUAUAUUUGCAUGUUUAAAAAACAUGACAAGGUGCAGGAUUUUAGACUGAACAUGUUCAGCCCUGAGAACAGGACUACGAAGCAGCAUUUGUAGAAUCUGCAGUGAUGAGCUUUAGAAGACAAUCUACCUGCAGAUGUUCACCAGAAUAGCAAAAUAUAAUCUCCCAGUGGAUGCUGAUCCUCCACUGGGAGGUGAUCCAUACAAGAUGUAUUGUGACCGAGGACAGAAGCACUACCUUGUAACCAGCAGAUGCUGGCAUUCUGGUGGAAAUACACCCUAGAAAAAAUGUCCCAAACUGUACUACAGUAAUAGAACUUUUCAGAUGAUUCAUUCGUCCGUCCGUCCAUACUUCCUUUCAUUUUACACAAUUUGUCUACCACUUCCAUCCUAGUAGACUCUAGGCAUUAAGUAAAUUGCAAAAAUAAAUACUGUAUGCUAGAGAGAAAAGAGGUACACACUGGCUCACCCACAGCCCUAGAAAGUUAAAUUAUAACCAAAGGAUAAAUAAAUAAAGUUGGCUCUUAUGAAGCAAAGCUUCCUCACCUUCUGAUUUAACAGCAUGGCUUCAGCUACAAAAACUCCAAUCUCCCUUUCCCGUAAAAGUCCACACAGAGUCAGAAGAGGCAGAACGAAAGAAUCGGGGUUAUUUUAUUUCAAGAACAAGUCUCCUUAAAAUUAUGUACAAUCAGCGGACAGACUGCUUGACCAGUUUCCAAAUGCACACAUGUCAUUAGGCGCCAGACAGCAGCUUCAACAGGGAGAGUCAAGUGAUGGGAGGCAAAUUAGUGUCCAGAAGAGCAGCACAGGACUGAAGUUGUCAGAGCUAGGAUCAGCCUCAGUCCAGGAUCUCAUCCAGUUAGGAACAAAGCAAGGGAGAAACAGAAGG